Molecule: messenger RNA, 3033 nt
Organism: Erigeron canadensis
Lineage: Eukaryota; Viridiplantae; Streptophyta; Magnoliopsida; Asterales; Asteraceae
Product: linoleate 13S-lipoxygenase 2-1, chloroplastic-like
Exons: 9
Coding region: 29-2788 (919 amino acids)
Biological process (GO): lipid oxidation
Molecular function (GO): protein binding; metal ion binding; oxidoreductase activity, acting on single donors with incorporation of molecular oxygen, incorporation of two atoms of oxygen
Source: RefSeq, a predicted model, not a curated record
CUUUAUGUAAAUCACCACCACACAAAAAAUGUUGAAUCCUCAAGUCAAUCACCACCAAUCCCACCAAACUCCUUGUCCACCAUUACUCACACGGUGGAAGAAGGCUUUUGUCGCCGGAGAUGGCGGUGCAAAUCCAACUUCCUUUAUAUCUCACAACACUCUUGCAUUUCCCGUUAAGCGUCACGAUUUUCGUGCAAGGCGCCGCCACUCUGGCAACAAGGCGCCAGGCCAAAUUAAGGCCGUGGCAAGUGAUCAAUCCAUUGGUGCCAAAACCAUAAGUGUUAAAGCGGUAAUUACGGUCCAAAUGACCGUAGGCGGGGUUCUUUCGAACCUUAGUUUUACAAGAGCGCUAGACGAUAUUGGCGAUUUGCUUGGGAAAUCGCUCCUUUUGGAGCUUGUUGCUGCCGAGACUGACCCUAAAACGGGAUUAAAGAAGGAAACAAUAAAAGAUUAUGCACAUCGAACGGGUCAGGACGUAGAUGACAUGACAUAUUUAGCAGAGUUUGAGAUUCCAGAAGAUUUUGGCUCAAUUGGGGCCAUUUUCAUAGAAAAUGAACACCACAAAGAAGUAUUCGUGGAAAAUGUAGUAAUUGAAGGCCUUGCCGUAGGCCCAAUCAGUGCCACAUGCAAUUCUUGGGUACAUUCCAAGUUCGAUAACCCAGAUAAACGUGUUUUCUUCCUUGAUAAGGUAUCGUGCCUACCGUCACAAACACCAAGUGGUCUACAGUCUCUACGAGAGAUGGAACUAGCCAUUCUUCGAGGCGAUGGUGUCGCAGACAAGCCCCGGGAAAAGAAUGAUAGAAUCUACGACUAUGAUACAUAUAACGAUCUCGGUGAUCCUGACAAGGAUCCUGACUUGGCUCGCCCUGUCCUUGGUACCAAAGAUUUCCCUUACCCUCGGCGUUGCAAAACUGGCCGACCUCGAACUAAAGCAGAUCCACUGUCAGAGUCCAGAAGUGGUGACGUUUACGUGCCAAGGGAUGAAGCCUUUUCAGAGAUUAAGAACCUAACGUUUUCAUUCAAGACCGUUUAUUCAGUGCUGCAUGCGGUCUUACCUUCGUUAGAGACAACUAUGAUCGACAAAGAUCUUGGAUUCCCAUACUUUACAGCUAUCGAGUCUCUGUUCAACGAAGGAGUUAAUUUGCCACCACUGGAAAACAAAGGAUUUCUUGGAAAUAUUUUGCCAAGACUUUUGAAGUCUUUUGAAGAUGCCCAGAAUAACGUCUUGCGAUUUGAGACUCCUGAAAUGAUUGAAAGGGAUAAGUUUGGUUGGGUUAGGGAUGAAGAGUUUUGUCGACAAACCAUUGCUGGUCUUAAUCCUUUGAGUAUUAGCUUAGUCACGGAAUGGCCACUGACAAGUAAACUUGACCCUGAAGUGUAUGGUCCACCUGAAUCGGCAAUAACCAAAGAGAUCAUUGAGAGACAGAUUAGAGGCUUCUGCACGCUUGAGGAGGCAUUAGAGAACAAGAAGCUUUUCAUGCUAGAUUAUCAUGAUAUCUUCCUACCCUAUGUUAACAAAGUUAGAGACCUCACAAAUUUGAAAACAACUUUGUAUGGAUCAAGAACUCUAAUGUACCUUACUCCAACGGGUACACUGAGGCCAAUAGCCAUAGAGUUGGUUAGACCACCAGGUAACGGCAAACCUCAAUGGAAACGAGCCUUCACUCCUUGUUGGGAUGCAACUGGUGCUUGGUUAUGGAAGCUUGCCAAGGUUCAUGCUCUUGCUCAUGAUAGCGGUUAUCAUCAGCUUGUUAGUCAUUGGUUGAGAACACACUGUUGCACUGAGCCCUAUAUUAUUGCAACCAAUCGUCAGCUUAGUAAAAUGCACCCUAUACACAACCUCUUACACCCUCAUUUCCGAUACACUAUGGAGAUCAAUGCUUUGGCUCGUGAAGCCCUUAUAAAUUGUGGUGGAAUUAUCGAGUCAUGCUUUUCACCUGGAAAGUAUAGCAUAGAGUUGAGUUCAGUUGCAUAUGGUCUACAGUGGCGGUUCGACCAUGAAGCAUUGCCAGCUGAUCUUAUUGCUAGGGGAAUGGCUGUGGAAGAUCCAGAUUCACCCCAUGGUUUAAAGCUAGCUAUUGAAGAUUAUCCAUAUGCAAAUGAUGGUCUGGUUCUUUGGGAUAUCAUUAAAGAUUGGGUUACAAACUACGUCAACCACUACUACCCAGAAGAGAAUCUUGUAGAAUCCGAUGAAGAGCUUCAAGCAUGGUGGACGGAGAUUAGAACAAAGGGCCAUGCUGACAAGAAAGACGAACCAUGGUGGCCCGUUCUCAAGACACCAAAAGAUCUUAUCGGCAUUCUCACAACAAUCAUAUGGGUAGCAUCAGGUCAUCACGCAGCUGUCAACUUUGGGCAGUAUGACUAUGCUGGAUACAUCCCUAACAGGGGCACCAUAGCCCGAGUCAAAAUGCCAUGUGAAGACCCAACUGCUGAAGAAUGGGAAGCUUUUAAACGUAGGCCUGAAGACGAACUCCUUUCUGCAUUUCCUUCACAGAUACAAGCGUCACAAGUCAUGGCCGUUCUAGAUGUUUUAUCGAAUCAUUCUCCAGACGAAGAAUAUAUAGGUGAUACGAUGGAGCCAGUAUUCGAGGCAACUCCACAGAUAAAAGCCGCUUAUCAAAUCUUUUCAGGGAAGUUGAAAGAGUUGGAUGGAAUUAUAGAUGCUAGGAAUGCAGAUGAGACCUUGAAGAAUAGAAAUGGAGUUGGGGUAAUACCAUAUAAUCUUCUAAAGCCUUUUUCGGAACCUGGUGUGACUAGUAUGGGGGUUCCAAAUAGCAUUUCCAUCUAAACGGUUUAUUAAAUUUGGCCAAAAUAAAGAGAUGUCUUGUUUCUAAGUAAGUGAUCAAUAGUGAAUAAGCAAGGAUCUUGAUCUUAUUGCUUCCUAUGCCAUCGGAAGGAAAAGUCUAGCAUGUUGUUACUAUUAUUAUUCAAUGUAUUGUUAUUCUUUAUUGCUAUCAAAGUAGCAAUUUUGUAAGGAAACUCUUGUUACAUUAUAUACUUACCAUCAAAAAAAGGUUAGCUCGCUAUUCGCUA